ACGAGAGGAAUGGCCUCUCUCUCUUUCUCGCUAAUUUGGUCCAAAAGCCCCGCAAAUCUGCACAGAUAACUAUGGAGAAUUACGCGUACCCUUCGUACCCUGACUCAGGCGAGUCGUCUCCUCGCUCCAGAGAGGUUGAAUUCGAGAACCCUCCGCCGUGGGACGAUCAGCAGCCGCCGCCCAAUUACAAAGCUAAAUUUAUGUGCAGCUAUGGCGGGAAGAUCCAGCCUCGUAGCCACGACAAUCAGCUCUCCUACGUCGGCGGCGAGACCAAGAUCCUCGCCGUUGACCUCAACAUCAAGUUCUCCACCAUGAUUUCCAAGCUCUCUGCCCUCUGCGACGGCGUUGAUGUCACCUUUAAGUACCAGCUCCCCGGAGAAGAACUCGACGCCCUGAUUUCCGUCACCAACGACGACGAUCUAGAGCACAUGAUGCACGAGUAUGAUCGGCUGUACCGUGCUUCCGCUAAGCCCGCUCGCAUGAGGCUCUUCCUCUUCCCUGCUAAUACUAGCCAGACAUCGAGUUUUGCCUCCGAUCAGGACCGCUUCGUCGAGGCUCUCAACACGGCUCCGGGUCCGACUCCACCCGAUACGGUUAAGCCGGCUCCUGUUCCUGGCAGCAACGUCGAUUUCCUCUUCGGUCUGGAGAAAGGAGUACCGCCGGCGCAGCCACCGCCUGUGGCUGUUAAGUUUCAUGACCCUGUUCCUGGACCUGUGGUGCCACCUCUGGAGUACCAAACAAGAGGUGGCCCUGAACGGGUCAUGGGUUCGGAUCCUUCUGUGAACCCGAUUGAAGUUCAACGGCAGUUGCAGAGGAUGCAAAUUGGGGAGCAUGAUCAACCUGUGUAUAGGAGAAAAAGCGAGGACAAUUCAGCGGGAGGAUAUGCAGCUGGAGAUUAUUAUGUUCAGAAAUUUGCCGACAAGGCUCCUCCAUCGAAUUUGCCGGCCACAGCACCACCAGCUGGAGGUUAUUGGCAGGAAAAGCAAGUUCAUAGCGAGGGUUUUCAGCCUAUGACGGCGUCAAACGGAUCUGGAGGAGCAGACCAGCCGGUUUAUGUUAUCCCGCAGCCCGGAACUUUCUAUCACGCGCCGCCGGUGGUACGUCCUCAGGCGGCACCAGCCACUCAAGGUUACUACGCAGUGCAGCGAAUGGUUUCUGAUGCCUACCGUGAGCAGCCAGUUUACAGCGCGUCGGCGGCGCCCCGAGCGCCAUUUUCAUCAGCGGCUCCGGCAACCUUGGCACCGGCUCAGCCUGUUAAACCUGCCGCUUAUACAGAUGGAUUCAACGUGGUUCGCCCGACUGGGAUGCCGGAUAACUCAGCAGCGUAUGCACAGGUGGCGUACGAUAACUCAGCAGGGAGACAGUUUUACUACACUGCGCCGGGAGGAGUGAUGCAUCCGCCACAGUACCAAGGGGUUGUUCCGACGGCGGGCGCUGAUAUAAGACCCUCCGGAGUAUCAAUGGGUCAAGAUCCUAAAGGGGUCAACAAGGUUUCCCAAGGUUAAUUAACUCGGAGUGUUAAAACAGUUUAUGUUUCUUUGGGUUAGUUAUCUAAUACGUACUAUACUACUAGAUUUUACUAUUUCUUGUAUACAACGUUGGACAUGGAAAUAUUAUUAUUGUUAUGUUGUUGAGAUGUGUCUUCCUCUUGUCUUUGGCAUGUAAAAAUUGGCAUAUUUACUCUAAUUCGAAUUUAAAUUCCCAAAA
Molecule: messenger RNA, 1707 nt
Organism: Neltuma alba
Lineage: Eukaryota; Viridiplantae; Streptophyta; Magnoliopsida; Fabales; Fabaceae
Exons: 1
Coding region: 72-1505 (477 amino acids)
Molecular function (GO): protein binding
Source: RefSeq, a predicted model, not a curated record